AAUAUCCGCGGUCAAACUGAUUGGCUAGUUACAAACGCUAAAGUUAAGCAGUGCUGUUUAAAUCUAAUUCAUAGAUUCUUGCUAGCAUCUGCAUAAAUAUAAUGUCGUCUUUGGAAUAUUCUUCCGCCAGAUAUGACGAGCUACCGUUAGAGAUUGUUUUGAAAAUAUUUGGCUACCUGGACUACUCAGACCUUCUGGCGGCUGGAUCGACGUGCCAUCUGUGGCACUCGGCGUUGGAUCAGACCGAGUUUAAAGCGCGCACCCGUGUCUGUUUCUCAAAAGUAGUGCUCUCGGAUCAGCAGAGUCCAGCAGUUGAUUUGAUGCGAUGCGACAGACGUUUCAACCACUUUAUGCUCGAAGAUGUGACCCUUGGCCAGGCACCUGAGCUGCUCAGGUUCCUAGGUCAAACGGCCCAGUCGCUGGCCCUGGAUAAUGUUGAUUUGAACGACAAGCAGUUCUAUGGCAUGUUGGGUGUGCUGCCGCAUCUCCAUUCCCUUUCCCUUAAGCGCUGCCUGCCGUUGUUCAUGUCUGGCUCCUUCCUCGAAAACGGCACCAAUUCCAGCUCAAUUCUCAACGAAUUGGCAACUAACUUGUCGGGCAUGAGAGAGCUGUCGCUAUGUGAUAACCAAUAUCUCACCGACGCCAUCCUAAUGAGACUGACGUCGUUCAUGCCUCGCCUCGAGGUGAUCAAUAUGGCUGGCUGUCAAAUCGCCUUCCAUAACGCGCUGCAACUUCGCUUCUACCCCAACGCAAGCCAGUCCGACAGUGUGAUGCUCAGCGAAUUAUUGCUUACAUUCACCUUUAUUCUGACCAUGCUGAGCCUGAAGCAAAGAACUCUACGAGAGUUAAACUUCAGCCAUACCCUUAUCGGGCAAUCUCUGUUGCCGCUGGGCCAACUGAAUCUAAAGUUGCAACGCCUCUAUUUGGCCGGUUGCAGGCAGCUAAAUGCCACGACGAUAAGAACCUUCCUCGCCACUCAGCCGCUUUUGACUGCUUUGGACUUGUCAGGGACCACGUGCGUGACCGAUGAAAACUUGGCCUGCAUUGCCGAGACCAACUCGCAGCUAGAGAAUUUGAAGAUUAACUGCUGCACGAGAGUCACCAACGUUGGAGCGAUCCAUCUGCACAAGCUGCGUCGCCUGAAAAGCCUCGACAUCUCCAACUGUGAUGGCAUAACCAGCGAUGGCAUCACCGCGGGCGUGGCAGCCGAGGAAAACAGUAUAAUGCUGGAGCUAAAUGUGUCCCACUUGCAAAUCUGCGAAGAGUGCGUCAAGUCCAUUGCAAGCAAUUUGCGCUCCCUGCGCUCGCUCCAUCUGAACAACUGUGUCAAUGGAGUCACGGAUGAGGCCAUACAGUUCGUAAUUGGUCAGCUGCGUUGGCUGCGCGACCUGUCCCUGGAACACUGCUCCGGCUUGACAGAUGCUGGCCUCACUGGCUUGAACAUAUCGAAGCUGGAGCAGAGUCGCAAGCAACUGGGCCCUCAGGCGUCUACGAUGGAGAACUUCUACCCGCCGUAUAGCCACAGCUUGGGGGAGCGGGACGGCUCGCUGCAGUCUGUCAAAAUAUCGCUGAGGAGCAAAGCAGAGGACGAGAUUGUGCGUGACGCUAGGCGCAAGCAGGUCAUGCUGGCCGCCUACGAAAUGAAACUGAUACACAAGGAGGACUUCCAGGGGCACAACAUUCAGCAGCUGCGUGGUCUACGCACCCUCAACUUGCGUGGAUGCAACAAGAUCAGCGAUGUCUCCCUAAAGUACGGACUGAAGCACAUCGAGCUACGGCGAUUAAUGCUCUCGAAUUGUCAGCAAAUCUCCUUGCUGGGCAUGGAGGCUCUAGUCAAUAGCUGCCCCUCCAUUGAGGAGCUGGAUCUGUCCGAUUGCUACAACAUCACAGACAAGACCAUGCAGGUGGUCACAGCCAACCUGCCCCGCCUGCGAGCCCUGCACAUCAGUGGCUGCAGCCAGCUGACGAAGCACACUCUCGACGCGAUCAUCGUGAACUGCACUGGUCUGCAGACGCUGUCCGUCUACCGAUGUCGCAGCAUGUACGCGGACAUCGAGGAGCGCUUGUCCGGCAUACGCACGCUGCGUAACCUCAAUAUGGACAAUAUGACGAGCAUCGACAAUGCCGAGUUCUUUCGCUUAAAGAAGCGUCUCGAUUACUGAUAUUUUGCCGCUGUUUUAAUUGUUUUGGUAUUGUAUUAUUUUCAGUUGUACAACUUUCGCUAGUCACAUGUCCCGUCACAUAACACACGUCUUUUGUGGAGAAAGACCUCUCAUACAUAAAAUAUUUAGCAAAAUAUAUAUAU
Molecule: messenger RNA, 2305 nt
Organism: Drosophila guanche
Lineage: Eukaryota; Metazoa; Arthropoda; Insecta; Diptera; Drosophilidae
Product: dynein regulatory complex subunit 6
Exons: 3
Coding region: 102-2162 (686 amino acids)
Biological process (GO): SCF-dependent proteasomal ubiquitin-dependent protein catabolic process
Cellular component (GO): SCF ubiquitin ligase complex
Molecular function (GO): protein binding
Source: RefSeq, a predicted model, not a curated record